Cooperia oncophora is the source of this 468-nucleotide messenger RNA. The record is from the annotation of a GenBank genome assembly. Lineage: Eukaryota; Metazoa; Nematoda; Chromadorea; Rhabditida; Trichostrongylidae.
AUGAAACAACAAAAGAAUUUCUUGCUGGGCAUAGUAGAUCAACUAGCAGGGAUACGAGUUGGAGUUGUCAAAAUUUCGUGCCCUGCAGAAACUUUCCUCACCAUCGGCUCCUACACUUCGGCACAGCUCAAAUCUCACUUCGAUGGAAUGACGUAUAGUGAGAGCAUGACUGGAACGAAGGAAGCUUUCGAUAUGGCCUUUAAAGCAUUAGACAAAGAGUCAUCACAAGGUAAAGCUGUAUUUGUUAUGUCUGAUGGCGAAGACUCCAAUUGCCAUUUCCCAAACAGUAUUAAGAGUGAAUUCGAUACUGCAGAUGAUGCACUUGAAUUGCAAGCCCCAUUGCAAGAUCACUUACGUUUCGAGCCAAUCAAAAGUUCCACUAGCUGCGAUCUCCCGAAUAGAUGUGAUCCCAACUACUGGAUUGGACCAUCUGUGGCAGCGUUUCCUUUACCUCAAAAUUUUGAGUAA